This is a messenger RNA of Apiotrichum porosum, 1524 nucleotides long. RefSeq lists its product as uncharacterized. The coding region runs from base 1 to 1524 and encodes 507 amino acids. Lineage: Eukaryota; Fungi; Basidiomycota; Tremellomycetes; Trichosporonales; Trichosporonaceae. The record is from RefSeq and is a predicted model, not a curated record. The transcript has 8 exons.
AUGCCACCACAGGCUGCGCCGUUCUGGCUCUGCCACGAGAUUGAUGGUGUGCCUCACUGUGCAAGCUGUAACUCCGAGUUCCUUGAGAUUCUCGACGAAGAUGUCAACCCAGACCCCCAUCGCGAGCUUCCCCACCCACCUGAACGCCCAGGGCAUGCUUCCGAUGCCCCUCCUGUCCCACCUCGUCCCGGCCAAACCGACCCUCAGCACGUCACCCCCGAAGCACCCAACUUCUUCAGCGGGCUGUUCGAGUCGGUCUUUGGCGGGGGCCAGCCUGGCCAGGAAAACCAGCAACCACAAUCAGGACCAUCUAGCCCGUCCACUCAGCAGCCGCAGAGGAGCAACCAGCCUCGGACGUGGAACUUCAAUAUCGGGAAUGGCGCUGCGACUGUGACCUUUGGGUCAUUCCCGCAAGGCGGUUAUGGGUCGUCGCCUCCGGGCACGAUUCCAUUUGGACAGCCGUUCAACCCAUUUGCGGGAACCCCAGUUGGAGGCUACAAUGGUGCUCCAGGCGACCCUAACGAUGGCCUUGACAGAGGCUUUGGUGCUCGUCCGCCUAACCGCGCACCCCAGCAGCUCGAGGGUGCCGACUUGGCUCUCUUCUCGAUCAUUGCCGAGGAAGGCGGUGCACCUGGCCUCCUGCCUCGCGGGCGCAUGGGCGACUAUGUCAUGACAGAGGCGGCUGGACCGCAGGGCCCCCUCCCAGCGCCUGAGGUUGUCAUCGACGGCUUGCCACGAAUCAAGUUUGAUGAGAAGACGCUCGACUGCAUCGUGCCAUGGCUCAAGACCAACGGGUCCUGCCCCGUCUGCCGGUUCUCGCUUGUCCCGGAACCUGCAAACCAAUCAGCCCCCCAGCCGACGCCGACACGGGCGCAGGGAACGCAGCCUGGCGCUGCAGAGGAGCAGACGGGUGGAGGAGGCGGAGGCGGAGCGCUAGCUACGGCGCAGGGCGUGAUCAGCAACGUUCUGAACAGGCUGUUUGGUCAGAGCGGCAACGAAGAGCCCCCACCCCUGCCUGCUCCUGGGACCCGACCUGCCCCUCCCUCCGGCUCUCAACCUGCUCCGACUGGCGCGGCCGAUGCUGCUCCUCCAGCCCCGCCGCCUGCGGCACCGACGGGGCCACCUACAAGUGUACCGGCCACUGAGACCACGGCGGCAGCAGGUGCCGAAGACGAGCUCAACGAGGCCAUGAGAAAUUUCCACAGUUCACAGCAAGAGGAGGCCGAAGAUCCUUCAACAACGACGAGCCUUCGGCCUCGUCGCCUAUCCAACGCAUCCGACGCGUCAGACUUUGCAGACCCGGCGGCUGACCCUCCGGAGGCUGUCCUUGGUCCCGACGACGCUGCAGACCCACCCGAGCCUGUGCUCGCACCCGACAUGUCGUCUGCGAUUCCGAACGACUACCGCGCCAUGCACCUCCGCCGGGAGCAGGAGAUACAGCAGCGCGAGCAGGAACGGGAGCGUCGCGAGCGUCAGCAAGCGGCAGUGAGGGAGUAUGACCCCUUUGUCGACGAUCUGGAUUAA